AUGGGGAGGCGCCGCCGGGCCCGGGAGCCGCCCGCCCGCCUGGUGCUGCUGGCGCUGGCGCUGGCCUCCGGCUCGGCGUUGCUGCUGGCCUCGCUCAGCCUCCUGCUGGCCGCCUGGCCCCGAUCCAGCGCCCGCGCCGCCCAGCAAGAAGCGCCGCCCGCCGCCGCCGCCGCGGUGCCACAGGUGAGGGGCGCACGGCCAGCGCGCCAGGUUCCAGCCGCGCGUAAUGCCAGCGAGGCGCACGGAAAGGUCCUUGGGGAGGAGGAGGGGGGACCCAACUCGGGGCCCCCCAGAUCGCAGAGUUGCAGAGAGAUUCGCACCGAGGGCGGCGAGGCGGACGGGCGGGGAGUAGCGGGGGGGAAGGCACCUUUAGGUGCAGCCAGCAGCACCCCUAAGGCGCACCCAGGGCUGGGCGAAAGCAGCGCAGGGCGUGCGUCCGGGAGGGCUGAGGAAUGCGCUCCGCUGUGCGCACUUUAAGUCGGCGAUAAUCCGGCCACCUGCUGUGAACGCAGGAGACCCGAGGCAGAGGGGAGGGGCGCCUGCCUUGCAAGAUGCAUAUCUGCCAACAACACACACACACACGUGUGACACUUUGGAGGUGAGCAGAUUUAUGGUUGCAGGAAUUAAUCAAAGAGUGAUUCUGAAAAAGGCAUUGCAGAGGGUUGAGCUGGAUGCUCUUUGGAAGUCCCUUCCAGCUCUACAGUCCUGUAUAUAAAUAAAUGGAAGGGAGGAGGGAGAUUGUAAACAGUGAGGCCAAGAGGCCAGCCCAGGCAAGAGCUCAAAGGCAAACCUCAAAUAUGCCCAAGAUAAGCGUUUGACAGCGAGCGAUAAGGCACAACCUUCUUAGCUUUGCUCUGCUAUUUCCAAUCCUGUCGUGGGAGAGGAAGAAAUUAACUCAGUGGGUACCAAACUUUUUGGGGGACCAUUGCCCCCCCCCCAACUCUGCAAUUCUCAGAUUCCAAACAGCAACGAUUAAUUGCAACCCAAUUAAAACUCUUGAACAGCGGUGAUUAAUUUGACCCAGCGAUUCCAGCUUGUGGAAGUCAUUUAUAACUCUAGUGCCCCACGCCUGCCCCCUUUGCCCCUUGGCAAUCCCACUGCCGCCCGCCCGGGUGAUGCUGCCGAUUUUGGGAGGCCCGGCACUAACUGAUUCCUCUGGAAAUUGUCAGGAGGCUGCCCGCACCUCCAGGGUCAGAGCAGAAGAAUGGGCAUAAGAUCUAGACCAGCUUCUGCCAAGCAGGCGCCCUCCAGAUGGGUUGGGGCUACGACUCCCCUCUGGAGGGCGCCCGGUUGGCAGAGCAGGCUGGUCUGUACCCAGCCAGUAAACAGUGCACAGCUCUGCAUUGCUGGGAAACAUUCCUAGACCCCUGAGGCAAAGCACACUGUUUGCCGCCUUGCGGGCAUGCAACGCUCGACCACAGACCGCCACAUGCCUGCCAACCCCUGCUGAGCCCUGGGCUGUGGGAAGCAGCCCAGUAGUUAUUAUGGUCUGCAGAGUGGGCAUAACACUUCCUCCAAGUCCUUUAAAUAGCUCUAAGUGGGUCACGUUCCCGCACCUUUCAGAAACCGCUGCACUGCAGGCGGGAAUUCAACCGGUGCAGCCUCUCCUCAGCAUGCUGGUGCUUUGGGGAGAGACACCGGGCAAAAGCAGGGGACCCCAUUUAACAUACCAUGUUUGAAACAACAGAUGCGUUUACUUAGAGAGGCAGGGUGGGGUAGUGGUUAGAGUACUGGACUAGGGCCUGGGAGAGACCAGCGUUCCAGAUGCGAAUCUUGACGCCUCCCAUUCCUCUUUCCCUGUGCAAAUGGCUCUGUUUUAAUGCUGCCUUUCUCACUGCUGUGAGGCUGCAGAUAAAUCCUGAGGCCGCCCCAGCUGCCGGGCGCGAGGAUGGGGUCGGAUUCGGGUGGGGAGAGGUCACCCGAGAGAUAUCUCCCCGGCCCCAGCCUGCCUUUCAGGUGGGGAAAGCGGAGAGCCUUCACAGCUUGGCCAAGCCCACCCAAGUGACUCAGUCGUUGGCCCGAGAUUCGAACCUGGAUCUUGCCAGAACUGCGUGCUCUGAAAGCCUCUGCUUUUUCUCUGAGUGGAUCUCUUCGAGGCAGCCUGGAUCCUUUGACGACCUUGUGCCCUCCAGAUGGUUCUGCCAUGUACUAGUAAUAAAACAGUCAGGCUGGGUUGGAGCAGCGGUUUUGUGGAAAUGGUCCCUUUUGUUUGGAGCCGAAACCCCCAAACGAGUGGGGUGUGACGUGUGGUUCAGAGGUGAAGCCUCUAGUGCACCUUUUUCCCACCCCACCCGCUGGACCCACACGCCCAACAGCUGGGCUGGCCCCCCUGAGGCUGGAGGCCGGCCUGUCCUGGCUGCCUCUCCGUAGCAACCUCCCAAUCGCUCCCUUCCCAGGCCUUUGCAAAUAAAAACAAAAAGCCAUCGCUGAGUGCUCCCAUCUGUUAGAUUCGAACGAGGCCCAGCAGAGUCCUCGAAAACGCAGAGGCCGUGCUGAAGCCCCAGGACUUCUUUGUAGUCCUCCCACCUGUCUGCACAUGCAAAUAGCCUGGCUACAGGAUCAGACCCAUCUGGUCCAGCACCCUGCUCUCACAGCGGCCAGCCAGUUGCCCAUUGUGGGAAACCUUCAGGAUUCGAACUCUCUUCCCUCCUGUGGUUUCCAGCAACUAGUAUGCAAAACAAUUGCUGCCUUCCACGGUGGGUCCCAGAAGCCCCCCAACCCAGCCCAUAGCCUUCCCCUCCUCCAUGAAUUUGCCCGAUCCUCUUUUUAAAUCCAUCCAAAUUGCAAGAAAAGAGAUUUCAGCGAAACAUCGGGAAGAAUUUUCUGACAGCAAGAGCCAUUUGAUGGAGGGAUGGAUUCCCUUGCAAUGUGGCGAGUUCUCUCCUUCCUUGGCGGUUUUUAAGCAGAGGUUGGGUGGCCAUCUGUUAUGGAUGCUUUUGUUGAGAUUCCUGGACUUGUAAUAAACGAAAAUCUGCCCUUAUUCCCUUAUGGGGGACACAAGAGCCCUUACAGAAUCCUUUGCAGGUUCUCCAUCGGUCGGAGAAAAGAACAGAGGCCAACCAGAGAAUAUUGAGGAGCAAAGCAGCUUGUAAGCCUGAUCUUUAUUGAACUGUUGCAACAGGGUGCCCCCUUCACACGCAGGAGAAGGAGGGAGACCCCAAACCAAGGUGUGCCCGCCCUUAUAUAGACAUUUUAAAUUGCCCGCCUUGGUGUCCAAGACCACCUCCAGACACAUCAUACCUACAUCACAGAAAGGGCGGUCUACAACAGAAAUCUGAGUGAGUUGUUUACCUCCUGUCUGGCAAGUUACCUGUUAAUGCUUACUUGAUUGGAUACCCUGGGGAGCCUGACCAGUGUUUUGUAAUGAUAAAUACUUAGUUCCUGAGCCAGGUCACAGGCUUACCCUAUUCAUACACAGACAUACCCUUAAGACAGGAUUUGUGAAGGAAAAGACAAUGGGGAGGCUUUUCAAUUUUCCCUGACCUUGCAGAGAAAUCAUUUGGUCAGUUUGGAAGUCAAAAUGGUUUCCAGGCUGUUUUCCUGUGCUGCUUCAGACAUGUGGUUUAUAUAUUUAUGUACGUGUUUGCUUGGUACAUUUAUUAUAUAUAUAAGACCUUAAUUUUUAUAUUUCAGACUAGAUGACCCUCGGGGUCCCUUUCCAACUCUCCGAUUCUCCCGAUUCUAAGUUGGUGGCCAUCCCUGCCUCUUGGAAUCCCAAUAGUUUAACUGUCCUGAUGAUAAAAUGUUUUCUCUUCUGUAUGCUUGAUGGCAAACGAGAGAGAGCUUCUGAGCAUGCGCAGAGUUGUUUUACUUUAAAAUAGAGCAAUUGCGUCUUGCUCAUCCUCCGCCCAUGAGAUGAGGACGGACGGACGGACAUUCUUCUCCAGGUCAAAGGUCACAUCCUACGAAGCUUCAUCUGGGAGUACUUUGCAAGAAUGACCUCCUCAGUUAAUGCAGUUGACUGGUUCUUUGGAAACUUUUCUUUUUUCUAAUGGGAUGAAGAUGAAUCUACAUUCUGAAAAUUACAGUAAGAGACAGGUUUGCGUGGAUGCGAUAAGAAAACAUACAUUUCGCACAGUGCUUGUCUUUUCUGUGUUUUUUUUUUCUAGCCAUACUGGAGCAGAAAUGUUUUAAUUGACUGAUGAAGGAUGCUGCUGCUUUUUGUCCUGAGAUUCCCUCGGGCAAAUCGUGGCAUUGGCACUUGCAAGGGUACCUCUGAGCAUGCUCUGAGUGCUGAGUGGCGACAGGUGUGGGCUGUGCACAACCCCGCUUCAGAAAUUUGGAGUGCCGCCAAAGCUAGCCCUACUCAGAGUAAAAUUAACAGGCCUUCCUGAGUUGCUGUUGUUGUUUAGCUGUUUAGUUGUGUCCGCCUCUUCGUGACCCCCUGGACCAGAGCACGCCAGGCCCUCCUGUCUUCCACUGCCUCCCGCAAUUUGGUCAAACUCAUGCUGGUAGCUUCAAGAACACCGUCCAAUCAUGUCGUCCUCCAUCGUCCCCUUCUCCUUGUGCCCUCCAUCUUUCCCAACAUCAGGGUCUUUUCCAGGGAGUCUUCUCUUCUCAUGAGGUGGCCAAAGUCUUGGAGCCUCAGCUUCAGGAUCUGUCCUUCCAGUGAGCACUGAGGGCUGAUUUCCUUCAGAAUGGAGAGGUUUGAUCUUCUUGCAGUCCAUGGGACUCUCAAGAGUCUCUUCCAGCACCAGAAUUCAAAAGCAUCCAUUCUUCGGCGAUCAGCCUUCUUUAUGGUCCAGCUCUCACUUCCAUACAUCACUACUAGGAAAACCAUAGCUUUAACUAUACGGACUUUUGUCGGCAAAGUGAUGUCUGCUUUUUAAGAUGCUGUCUAGGUUUGUCAUCGCUUUUCUCCCAAGGAGCAGGCGUCUUUUAAUUUCGUGGCUGCUGUCACCAUCUGCAGUGAUCAUGGAGCUGUAGAAAGUAAAAUCUCUCACUGCCUCCAUUUCUUCCCCUUCUAUUUGCCAGGAGGUGAUGGGCCCAGAGGCCAUGAUCUUCGUUUUUUUGAUGUUGAGCUUCAGACCAUAUUUUGCGCUCUCCUUUGUCACCCUCAUUAAGAGGUUCUUUAAUUCCUCCUCACUUUCUGCCAUCAAGGUUGCGUCAUCUGCACAUCUGAGGUUGUUGAUAUUUCUUCCGGCAAUCUUAAUUCCGGCUUGGGAUUCGUCCAGCCCAGCCUUUCGCAUGAUGAAUUCUGCAUAUAAGUUAAAUAAGCAGGGAGACAAUAUACAGCCUUGCCGUACUCCUUUCCCAAUUUUGAACCAGUCAGUUGUUCCAUUUCUAGCUUCUUGUCCCACAUAGAGAUUUCUCAGGAGACAAGUGAAGUGAUCAGGCACUCCCAUUUCUUUAAAUUUGAGCGUGUCUGUUCUGCAGACUCGACAGCGCUGAGCUCAAUAUCAGAUGGUUUCCUAUGUUCCUGAAACGGUGACUGGCCGUUCUCACACCUCCUCUCUCCCAAAUGUACUCCCCACCCUGUUAUUUCCCCCCUUCCUGAUGUUCCCCUUGACAGCAGAGAGGAGGAUCAGAAAUGCAACUUUUAAGAAAGGCGUUAGCAGCCGGGAUGUUGGGAGAGAUGUGUUUUCUGGGUUUCCGGGGCAACCAUCUCCAGGCUGAACUCCCUGCUCUCCAAAAAAAAAUUACAUCUCAGGGCUGCAUUUUUGAACCCUUCCCAAAACCGUCCUCUCCCACAGGUACGGAGCACUAAAUCAGCCUGGAACUUUGCAUCGCUAUCUUCUUAACAUCCCUGAGUUAAAUCUGCAGGUUUAUAUAUUGAAAUAAAAAAAAAUUAAUGUUCAGAAAUGUACCAAAAAAGCACGUGCAUAGAUACGGGGACCACAUGUCUGGAUCAGCACAGGAAAACAGCCCUGAAACCAUUUUGACUCCCAAACUGACCAAAUGUUUUCUCUGCAAGGAGGGAGGGGGUGAGGGAACCUUCCCAUUGUCUCAGGAAUUGGGUAAUCACCAUCUCAAAGGAAUGGGCAGACUACCAGGAAAGGCAAUCAGAUGGGGCAUUAUCAGAUAACCUGGCAGAUAGGAAAAACAAUGACACUCAAAUUUCUGUUGUAGACCACCUUUUCUGUGAUGCAGGUAUGAUGUUUGUGGGGGGUGGUCUUGGGUUACACCCCUUCUGUGAUGUAUGUAUGAUGUAUGGAGGGGUGGUCUUGGACUCCAGGGCGGGCAAUUUAAAAUGUCUAUAUAAGGGCGGACACACAUUGGUUCUGGGUCCUCCUUCAUUCCUGCGUGUGAGGGGAGCACCCUGUUGCAACAGAUCAAUAAAGAUCAGGCUUACAAGCUGCUGCUUUUCUUCUCAAUAUUCUCUGGUUGGCCUCUGUUAUUUUCUCUGAUCGAUGGAGAACCUACAAAGGACUCUGUAUAUAUGACCUUAAAUUUUUUAUUUCACUUUUCUUUCCCUUUGGUCCUCAGGAGCUGCUGUCUGAGGAUGACGCCGAAGAGCUGGACCCGGUAUGUGGCUCUCUCUCCCAGGGGUCUGACCCGGUUGAACUGCUGCCUGCACGAGGGGUGUAUGUUUUUCCAUUUCGUCGCGUGUUUUGGAACAGCUCUGGAGCAGGGAUUCCAGAAAACCCCUUCUCCUCUGCAGCGGUUUCUGCAAGGAAAACAGAUUGUCUAAGGCAAUGGGGAGGAACCAGUAGCCCUCUCUGGAUGUUUUCUGGAAAAGACUCCAGCUCCUAUCACCCUCCACCAUGGGCCAUGCCAGCUGGGGAUGAUGGGAACUGAAGUCCAAGAAUAUCUGGGGGUCCCUGGUACAAGGGAACAGAGCCUGGCUGGGUCAGACCAUGGUCCCACUUAGUCCAGCACCCUGUUCUCACAGCGGCCACCCGGGAAACCCACCAGCAGGAUCCGAGCCGAAGAGCCCUCUCCCCUCUUGCAAUUCCCAGAAAUUGGUAUUCAGAGAAAUAAUAAUAAUAGUAAUUAUAAUAAUGCUGCCGUUCCAAUAAAAACACAAGAGAACGUCAAACAUAAAUACCGUAUUUUUUGCACCAUAACACUCACUUUUUUCCUCCUAGAAAGUAAGGGGAAAUGUCUGUGCGUGUUAUGGAGGAAAUGCCUACGGGUGGCAUGCCUACGGAUUUUCCUCCUCUAUAAACUACGUGCGUGUUAUGGUCGGGUGCGUGUUAUAGAGCGAAAAAUACGGUACUUAAAGUCUCUGACCUUGGAGGCAGAGAACAGCCAUCCUGGCUAGUAAUAAUAAUAAUAAUAAUAAUAAAUUAUUUAUACUCCGCCCUUCUCGGUUAAGGAAACCAGGCUCAGGGCGGCUAACAACAAAUUUAAAACACUUAACUGAUGUUACAAAAAAACCAGCAUAAAAUACAGUAUAAAGCGUAAAUAACAAUAAAAUAAAAAAUCAAUUUAGUAGCUCUUUCCUCCGCCGUGAAUUUAUUUAAACCUCUUUUUGCUGCCUCAAGUGGCAGGGAGUUCCAUAGUUCAGCUACGCCUGAAUCUUUCAACGUUCAGUCUUGUUGGGUGUUCACGAAUUCUCGCGUAAUGGGAGAGGGGGGAAAGUAUUCCUCUAUCCCGUUUCUGCGUUUUAUAAACUCCUGUUGUGUCUCCUUUUCCUUGCCUUUUCCGCAAGCUGAAAAUGCCCAAACUCUGUAACCUUUAUUUGUGGGACAGCUGCUCCAACCCCAUGGUCACCCUUUCCCUUCCCCUCUCCCAACUCUACAAUAGCAGGUGGAUGGAUGGAUUGCGCUGGGGUGGGGGUGCUGAUUUUGGAAAAGAAAACGUUUGAUCCAAAUAUUACCUGGUAAUGGGACAGCAGGCUGAUGCCUCAGGUGAGCCUGGCACUGCCAUCCUUUAGGGAUUUGCUUUUUACAGAGAACCCAGAUGCAGUGGUACCUUGGUUCUCAAACUUCAUCCGUUCCAAAACCAAAGCGUUCCAAAACCAAGGCACGCUUUCCCAUAGAAAGUAACGCAAAACGGAUUAAUCCGCUCCAGACUUUUAAAAACAACCCCUAAGACAGCAAUUUAACAUGAAUUUUACUAUCUAACGAGACCAUCAAUCCAUAAAAUGAAAGCAAUAAUCAAUGUACUGUACUAUGAAAUAAAUAAGACAGUAUUGUAGGUGAUAAAUAUUUAAAUAAUUUUGUUCCCCUUACCUGCACUGAUGGUGGUCCUUGUUUGGAUGGGGGGCUUUUAUCCAUUUCCACAGUCACAUAACCAGUCAAUCAGUAGCUGAACUGGGUUCCACACAGUCACAAAAAACUAAUUAACCGGAAAAAACCUCAAAAACGCAAAAUAAAUAGCAAAACCAAAAGUGCCAAACUUAAUCCGUUCUGAAAGUCCGUUUGACUUUCGAACUGUUUGAAAACCAAGGUGCGGCUUCUGAUUGGUGCAGGCGCCCCGGAAAUGAUAGCCAGUUUGAAAACCGGAACACUUAAUUCUGGGUUUUUGGAGUUUGAGAACCAAAGCUUUUGAGAACCAAGGUACCUGCAAUUUUGCCUGCCCUCUGUGUCUUGCAUUGUUCCUCUCUCCCUCUAGGUGGUGCUGUCUACCGGCUGGAGCAGCCAAGGCAAGUUCCUGCACCAUUUUGCCCAGCAGGGGGCGCUGCGGCAAAGGAGGCAGGGUGAGUGUCUCCCUCAAUGGAGUGGACGGGGAGGGGAGCAGGCGAGGCACCUGAUAGGUCAGGGAAUGUGGGAGUUGUACAGGUGAAACUCGAAAAAUUAGAAUAUUGUGGAAAAGUUCGUUUAUUUCAGUAAUUCAACUUAAAAGGCGAAACUAAUAUAUGAGAUAGACUCGUGACAUGCAAAGCGAGAUAUGUCAAGCCUUUAUUUGUUAUAAUUGUGAUGAUCAUGGCACACAGCUGAUGAAAACCCCAAAUUAACAAUCUCAGAAAAUUAGAAUGUUAAAUGAAAUCAGCAAAACAAGGACUGCAAAUAGAGCGAUAUUGGACCUCUGAGAAGUAGAAGCAUGCACAUGUACUCAGUACUUGGUUUGGGCCCUUUUGCAUCAAUUACUGCCUCAAUGCGGCGUGGCAUGGAUGCUAUCAGCCUGUGGCACUGCUGAGGUGUUAUAGGAGACCAGGAUGCUUCCAUAGCAGCCUCCAGCUCUUCUGCAUUGCUCGGUCUCAUGUCUCUCAUCUUUCUCUUGGCAGUGCCCCAUAGAUUCUCUAUGGGGUUCAGGUCAGGUGAGUUUGCUGGCCAAUCAAGCACAGUAAUCCCAUGGGCAUUGAACCAGGUUUUGGUACUUUUGGCACUGUGGGCAGGUGACAAAGUCCUGCUGGAAAAUGAAAUCAGCAUCCCCAUAAAGCUCGUCUGCGGAAGGAAGCAUGAAGUGCUCCAAAAUCUCUUGGUGGACGGCUGUGUUGACCCUGGACUUAACGGAGCACAGUGGACCAACACCAGCUGAUGACAUGGCUCCCCAAAUCUCUUUUCUGAUGAGAGCAGCUUUUGCAUCUCACUUGGAAACCAAGGACCCAGAGUCUGGAGGAAGAACGGGGAGACACACAAUGCCAGAUGCUUGAAGUCCAGUGUGAAGUUUCCCCAGUCUGUGUUGAUUUGGGGAUGUUUCGCACUGCAACUCCCAGCCGCCCCCAGCUAGCACCGCCGUGCAGUGACGAUGGGAGUUGUAGUCCGACGUGGCUGGGCAUCUGGGGCUGGAGGGUGUUCUGGUGCAAAGCCUUCACAUCCCAGGAACGGCUUCAGCAGGCCAACGAAACCAGGCGAGGGUCGGCAACGGGUCUCAAACUGGACUUCUGAAACAGCACCACGCCACUUUAAACAGCCAGGACUCCCCCGCCUCCCCCCAAAGAAUCCUGGGAGAUGUAGUUUGUUUGUUUCAAAUUUUUUUUAUUGAUUUUCCAAAAAUUUUAAACAAACAGACAAACAAACAUAAAUCUCAACCGUAAUUAAACCAAUCUUAGUAACAUUGUUAAGUGACUUCCUUGCUUCCCCCUAGUUGAAUUUCAGUGUAUAUCAUUUUAACAGUUUUCCAAAACCAAUUUUCUCAUAAAAUUAACUUAAUCACUUAACAUCUUUCUUUCUUUCUAAUUUAAACAUAUUAAUUCCUAACAUUACAUAUUUAAAUCCUAAGCCUAUCAGAUAAUUGCAAGCUUCUUCAAUUAAAUUAUCUUAACAUAUUUAACUAAAUAGUGUUUAAAUUUCAUCCAUUCCUCCUGGUCCUCCUCCUCCUUCUGGUCGCGGACUCUUCCAGUCAGGUCGGGUAGCUCCGAAAAGUCCAUCAUCUUCAUCCGCCAUUCUUCCACUGUUGGAACUUCUUGUGUUUUCCAAUUCUUAGCUAACAAAAUCCUUGCUGCAGUUGUGGCAUACAUGGAGAUGUAGUUUUUUAAAGUUGCUGAGAGUCAUAAGGUGACCCCUGUUCCCCUGCUGAAACUACAGUUUCCAGAGUGGCGUAAAAACCAGUCCCUCUUCACUGGGAACCCUGGGAUUCGUAGCUCUCUGAGGGGAACAGGAGGGGUUUCCUAACAACUCCCAGUAAACUACAGCUCCCGGAAUCCGCAACUCUCUCCACCAUCCUAUAACUAGGCGCUGGCUGCAAUCGUGCAUUCACAGCUGUGCCUUAUUGACCUAGCAAGGCUCAAUCCAGCUCUAAGGUAAAGGUAAAGGGACCCCUGACCAUUAGGUCCAGUCGUGGCCGACUCUGGGGUUGCGGCGCUCAUCUCGCUUUAUUGGCCGAGGGAGCCGGUGUACAGCUUCCGGGUCAUGUGGCCAGCAGGACUAAGCCGCUUCUGGCGAACCAGAGCAGCGCAUGGAAACGCCGUUUACCUUCCCGCCGGAGCGGUCCCUAUUUAUGUACUUGCACUUUGACGUGCUUUUGAACUGCUAGGUUGGCAGGAGCAGGGACUGAGCAACGGGAGCUCACCCCGUCAUUGCGGGGAUUCGAACCACCGACCUUCCAAUUGGCAAGCCCUAGGCUCUGUGGUUUAACCCACAGCGCCACCCACGUCCCCUACCAAGCUCUACCUCUCUUUCAAAUCAGAACCAGUGAAGGCGUUGAAGGUCCUGUGUGAGUGUCUGGAGGUACUUAGAGGAUGGAUGGCGGCUAACAAGUUGAAGUUGAAUCCUGACAAGGCAGAAGUACUGUUUUGGGGGGACAGGAGGAGGGCGGUGUGGAGGACUCCCUGGUCCUGAAUGGGGCAGCUGUGCCACUGAAGGACCAGGUGCGCAGCCUGGGAGUCAUUCUGGACUCACCGCUGUCCAUGGAGGUGCAGGUCAGUUCUGUGUCCAGGGCAGCUGUCUGCCAGCUCCAUCUGGUACGCAGGAUGAGACCCUCCCUUCCCACAAACUGUCUCGCCAGAGUGGUGCAUGCUCUGGUUAUCUCCCGCUUGGACAGCUGCAAUGCGCUCUACGUGGGGCUACCUUUGAAGGUGACCCGGAAACUAUAAUCCAGAAUGCGGCAGCUAAACUGGUGACUGGAAGCGGCCGCCAAGACCACAUAACACUGGUCCAGAAAGACCUCCAUUGGCUCCCAAUAUGUUUCCGAGCACAAUUCAAAGUGUUGGUGCUGACCUUUAAAGCCCUAAACAGCCUCGGCCCAGUAUACCUGAAGGAGCAUCUCCACCUCCAUCGUUCUGCCCGGACACUGAGCUCCAGCUCCGAGGGCCUUCUGGCGGUUCUCUCGCUGUGAGAAGCCAAGUUACAGGAAACCAGGCAGAGGGCCUUCUUGGUGGUGGCACCCGCCCUGUGGAACUCCCUCCCACCAGAUGUCAAAGAGAAGAAUAACUACCAAACUUUUAGAAGACAUCUGAAGGCAGCCCUGUUUAGGGAAGCUUUUAAUGUUUAAUAGGUUAUUGUAUUUUAGUGUUUUGUUGGAAGCCGCCCAGAGUGGCUGGGGAAACCAGUGGGGCAGGGUAUAAAUAAUUUAUAAUUAUUAUUAUUAUUAUUAUUUCUCCCCAUUUCACAGCAGCCAAAGGCAAGCGCUCCCGGCCUCGGAGACCCAGCACUGUCUCAGCUGCGCACUACGAAGGUGAGAGAACAUGUGGCACGCUCCCUUGCGCCUUGCGCCCAGAUCUGGCCCCACUCAGCUCACCCGUCGGGGGAAGAAAGCAGGGACCCUUCCCACAGCCCCCCCUGCUUUUAUUUGGGAGGGACUGCUUUGGUUUUGGGGGGGUCUUCUUUCUCGCCAAACGGUGCUUCUCGUGCCCUCAGGAACCCGCUCACGAUCCCUUAGAGAAUCCAGGAGUCCUGCCUGACCCCCGUCUUUUAUUUUUAUUAUUUCAGUGCAGCCCACCGAAGGACGAGCUGGGAUCCAGGCAGGUAACACUUCUUGGGCUGGGGCUUCUUUAAUGGCUGGGUGGGGAGAAGAGGGGAAGGCUUAUGAGACCCUGUCCGCACCCUAAUAAUAAUAAUGAUAAUAAUAAUAUUUUUUUAUUUAUACCCUGCCCUUCCUGGUUCAAAAACUGGGCUCAGGGCGGCUAACAACAAAUUUAAAACACUUAAUUAUAAAAGCAGCAUAAAAUACAGUAUAAAAACAUGAAUAACAAUAAAAUUCAAAAAUCAGUUAAAUAAUCCCCAGGGCUAGCUGGCUGAAUUGGUCCUACUUGGGCCAGCGAGGAGACAAGGGGAGAAUUAGCUGUGGGGUCUCAGAGCAGGUGAUCUUCAUAAAAGGGGAAGGGGAGGGAAGAGAAGAGAAGAGAAGGGAAAUAAAAGAUCAGGCUGGAUUCGAAUUAAAGGCCAGGCGGAAUAGCUCUGUCUUACAGGCCCGGCGGAAGGAGGUUAAAUCCUGCAGGGCUCUGGUCUCCUGGGACAGAGCAUUCCACCAGGUCGGAGCCACCACUGAGAAGGCCCUGGCCCUGGUGGAGGAUAGUCUUGACUUCCUUAGGGCCCUCUAAACUAUGAUUAUACAUGGACCUUAAGGUCCUCUUUGGGGCAGACCAGGAGAGGCGGUCCCUUAAAUACAAGGGCCCUAAGCAGCGUCCAGGCCACUUUAAACAGUCAUGGCUUCCUCCAAAGGUUUCUGGGAGCUGUAGUUUGUUAAGGGUGCUGAGAGUUGAUAGGAGAUCCUGUUCUCCACACAGAGCUAUAAUUCCCAGGGAAGAGGGAUUAACUGCUAAACCUCUCUGAUAAUUGUAUCACAGCGCCUUUGGCAAACUACAACUCCCAGGGUUCUGUGGGGGAAGCCACGGCCGUUCAGAGGGGUAUCAAGGCACUUUAAAUGUACGGCUGUGAAUGUGUGUGUGUGUAGUUUUUUAAAUAUCCACAAAUGUUUUACCGUAUUUUUCGCUCCAUAAGACGCACCUAGUUUUUAGAGGAGGAAAACAAGAAAAAAUAUAUAUUCUGAACGAAACAGUAGAUGUAUGAUUUUUGCGGUUCAUUCUGUGGCCACAGACAUGUGAUCUGAUGGUGAAUUUGGGGUGACCCAAUGCAAAAAUCCUGAGGAUCCACGUGGAUCUGUUCUUAUUUUUUAUAUAUGCAGUUGUUAAAAAAGGUAAAGGGACCCCUGACCGUUAGGUCCAGUCGUGGACGACUCUGGGGUUGCAGCACUCAUCUUGCUUUACUGGCCGAGGGAGCUGGCAUACAGCUUCCGGGUCAUGUGGCCAGCAGGACUAAGCCGCUUCUGGCGAACCAGAGCAGCGCACGGAAAUGCCGUUUACCUUCCCGCUGGAGUGGUACCUCUUGAUCUAUUUGCACUUUGACGUGCCUUUGAGCUGCUAGGUUGGCAGGAGCAGGGACCGAGCAACAGGAGCUCAGGAGCUCACCCCAUCGCGGGGAUUCGAACCGCCGACCUUCUGAUUGGCAAGUCCUAGGCUCUGUGGUUUAACCCACAGCGCCACCCAUGUCCCUAUAUGCAGUUGUUACAUACAUACAUAUACACGUGUGUGUGUGUGUGUAUGGCACCAUUCACAUAACAAAAGCUACUGUAGAUAUUUUAUCAAAAUUUUCAAAAUCAGGACCCCGCUGGGUAAUCUAACCGGGGUAGCGAGGCAAAGGGGGGCAAUUUGGAGAGAUGCUUUGCCAGCCACAAACUCCUCAACCGUUUCCUUCUCCCCCCACCCUUCCCCAUAGAUGCUGACGGGACCAUCCGCGGGUGGGUGGAAGCUAAACUCAACACGACCAGCCCCCUCCGUUACGACAGCAGCCGGGGCGAAUUCAGAGUGGCCAAGAGGGGCCUAUAUUACCUGUACUGCCAGGUGAGGGCGUGAAAGGUAAUCUGGGGCCACAGAGGGCCCAGGUGGUUUUGGGGUUCUCAGGGGGGAGGAAGCGGAGACUUGUGGGUAAAAAGAGCAAGGCAUCCUGGGAAAUGAUGAACUUUGGUUCUUGGGGGGCGGGGGGAAGAGGGAGAAAGAACAUUUCCCAAAGUUGUCAGUAUUGAUCUCCCCGGGGUUGAUGGGCUGCGUAGGGGCAAAUAAAGGUCUAGAGGUCAAAAGGGGGUUUACAGGUCUCAGCAAUAAAGGGCACGAGCAUGUACAGAGUGCCCCUGUCUGGCCAACAAGGACCCUCCGUAUCCCAUCUCUUUAGGUGAGAUUAAAAAAAAAAAACAGCGUCGUCAUUCUUUUGACCUUCUUUUUUAAAUACAGUGGUGCCUCGCAAGACGAAAUUAAUCCGUUCCGCGAGAGUCUUCGUCUAGCGGUUUUUUCAUCUUGUGAAGCAAGCCCAUUGACAGAUUAGCGCUAUUAGCGCUAUCAGCUGUUUAGCGGCUAUUAAAGGCUUAAAGGCUUAGGGGAUUAGCUGCUAAAAGGCUAUUAAAGGCUAUUAAAGGCUUAGCAGAUUAGAUAAAGGGGGGGGGAAAGCGAAAAAAAAAUCUCAAGACUCGCAAGACAUUUUCGUCUUGCGAAGCAAGCCCAUAGGGGAAUUCGUCCUGCGAAGCAACUUCAAAACGGAAAACCCUUUCGUCUAGCGGUUUUUCCGUCUUGCGAGGCAUUCGUCUUGCGGGGCACCACUGUACACAUUUUAUUAUUGCUAGCUAACGGCGACGGGUGAUUAAUGUGAAUUGUAAAUACAGUGGUACCUCGGGUUACAGACGCUUCAGGUUACAGACUCCGCUAACCCAGAAAUAGUACCUCGGGUUAAGAACUUUGCUUCAGGAUGAGAACAGAAAUCGUGCAGCGGCAGCAGGAGGCCCCAUUAGCUAAAGUGGUGCUUCAGGUUAAGAACAGUUUCAGGUUAAGAACGGACCUCCGGAAUGAAUUAAGUACUUAACUCGAGGUACCACUGUACUGACAUUUCUUGACUUCUUUCUUGUUGCGAGUUCGCGAGGAUUUGGGUUGGGCCGGUGAAAGGUGUAGGUUAAGCCGAUCGAGGGGUCAGCUGAACUCAGAGGUUUGGGAAAUAACAACAACAACAACGACAACAAUUUAUUAUUUAUAUCCUGCCUAUUUGGCCGAGUUUCCCCAGCCACUCUGGGUGGCUCCCAAUUGAGUGUUAAAAACAAUACAGCAUUAAAUUAAAAAAACUUCCCUAAACAGGGCUGCCUUCAGAUGUCUUUUAAAGACAAGAUAGCUGCUUAUUUCCUUGACAUCUGCUGGGAGGGUGUUCCACAGGGCGGGUGCCACCACCGAGAAGGCCCACUGCCUGGUUCCCUGUAACCUCACUUCUCGCAGGGAGGGAACCCUCAGAGGGCCCUCAGAGCUGGACCUCAGUGUCCAGGCUGAACGAUGGGGGUGGAGACGCUCCUUCAGGUCUACUGGGUCUUUGAGGCCGUUUAGGGCUUUCAAGGUCAGCACCAACACUUUGAAUUGUGCUCAGAAACGUACUGGGAGCCAAUGUAGGUCUUUCAAGACCGAUGUUAUGUGGUCUCGGCAGCCGCUCCCAGUCAGCAGUCUAGCUGCCGCAUUCUGGAUUAGUUGUAGUUUCCGGGUCACCUUCAAAGGUAGCCCCACGUAGAGUGCAUUGCAGUAGUCCAAGCGGGAGAUAACCAGAGCAUGCGCCACUCUGGCAAGGCAGUCCGCGGGCAGGUGGGGUCUCAUCCUGCGUACCAGAUGGAGCUGGUAAACAGCUGCCCUGGACACAGAACUGACCUGCGCCUCCAUGGACAGCAGUGAGUCCAGAAUGACUCCCAGGCUGCGCACCUGGUCCUUCAGGGACACAGUUAUCCCAUUCAGGAGUCCCCCACACCCGCCUCCUGUCCCCCAAGAACAGUACUUCUGUCUUGUCAGGAUUCCACCUCAAUUUUAUCUCCAAGGAGGAGAUAACCAGAGCAUGCGCCACUCUGGCAAGAGUUCAGGCGGCUGCCUGCGAGGGAUUCUUUAGCUGAGAUUCCUGCAUUGCAGGGGGGUUGGGCUGGAUGGCCUUUGGGGUUCCCAGACAUUUCUGCGAUUCUGAGCUUAUUCUCCGUGUCACCCCUUGCCAGGUCCAUUUCAACGAAGGGAAGACCAUCUACAUGAAGCUGGACAUCAUGUUAGACGGUGAGCUGGCCCUGCGCUGCCUGGAGCAGUUCCCCACCACCAGCUCUGGGCCCCAGGACCCCGAACUUCGCGUCUGCCAGGUCUCCGGCCUGGUCCUGCUCCGGCCCGACGAGUCCAUCCGGGUCCGCACCAUUGCCAACGUCCGCCUCAAGGCUGACCGUUACCUCACCUACUUCGGUCUCUUCCAAGUCCACUGA
Messenger RNA from Podarcis lilfordi (Lilford's wall lizard), 16518 nucleotides. The record is from the annotation of a GenBank genome assembly. Lineage: Eukaryota; Metazoa; Chordata; Lepidosauria; Squamata; Lacertidae.